Bursaphelenchus xylophilus (pine wood nematode) is the source of this 11446-nucleotide messenger RNA. Lineage: Eukaryota; Metazoa; Nematoda; Chromadorea; Rhabditida; Aphelenchoididae. The record is from the annotation of a GenBank genome assembly.
AUGUCUAGAUCUCCAUCGGUCCGAAUUUGUGUCCAAGACGAGGAGAUUGACCUGAUCUCCAUCGAUAAAGUCCCGCCACAUCGAGGGUCUAUCACCCCGCCCGGCACAAUCCUUUCGCCGCCUACAAAACGGCGACGAACGUGGACACAUCGACGGAAACUUUUUGCGAAAAGACAAUGUCAGGGAGACUGUUUGGUGGACUUGGAGAGGUGGCAUGUCUCGCCGACCCUACUUAACGAUCCCCUUUAUUCCAGUGUCAUGGACGAUCGACUUCUUCAGCUGAGAGAACGAUUCUCUCAGGCAGCUUCCACUGAUGCCUUCCACUCGACACACCUUCGAAUCGGUGAUGUUGUCUCAUUGUUUGCUUUAGAUCCAAAUGGAGGGUCGGCCGAUCGGAAACAUGAGGGAUUUCUGUCGACCCUAGGGUUGGUCGAUGAUCGACUGAUAGUAGAAGAAGGGAAUGGGGGACUUCAGAAUCCACCCAAGACCUUUAGAGGUAAGAUACCCGAGACAAGGCCACGAAUGUUAAUUGAAUUAUAGAUUGUCUAUUUCGAAUUUGUCCGGUGAACCGUUAUGCCGCCCAAAAGCAAUAUUGGACCGAGCAAAAGAAGAGUUGUCUCAACGAGCCCUACGAUGAAGAGAUGCUCAAGAAAUUGAUAGUGGCGGCCGAAAAAGAACGCGAACAGAAUGAUCUCGAAUACCGAAAAAUGAUGGGCUCAGCCAUUCAAUACGGGUCAGCAAUUCAACUACUCCAUGUCAAGUCCGACAAGUAUGUGACAAUGCAAAGGAACUCGCCGGCACGUCAAGAACGGAAUGCCAUGCGGGUUUACUUGGAUCGAACGGGUAAUGAAGGAUCUUGGUUCACGGUGGAACCGGUGUACAAACACGUUGCUAUCGGUGAUAACGUAAGAAAACUUGCUCUAUUUGGCAUACACAACUGCUCGCAUUUAUUAGCGUAUAAUACAAAUUACUGUCUUUGCAGGUUAUGUCCGGUGAAAGAAUUUGCCUCAUUCCAUACACAACGGGUCACACAAACACUUCCAACAAUAACCAACCGAAACUUCAACUACAUCUUUCACAUUUCCGCUUACAUGAUCAUGAUAUUGGCUGGGAAGUGAAUUGUCUCAACGAACUCACCGAAUGGCAGGUCAAUGUGUAUCUGCAAUUCGAUGAGAACCGGCCAGAUAAUGUCAAAUCCGGCGACGUUGUCCGAUUAUUCCAUGCUGAUCAACAAACAUUCCUAACUUUAGAUAAGAAUCCAAAGACAAAAAGAGACGUGGUAUUCCUUCGAAUGACUAACAGAAGUUCCGCUACAGACGCUACAUCCUCCAGGGCAUUAUGGGAGAUACAGGUGAGCAAUUUAUAGUAUAUUAAUAUUACCGAUUUAGGUUUACAACAAAGAGAUGGCAUUCCGAGGGGGAGCGGCGACUUGGCGGCGCCAAAUCAAGUUCAAACAUCUGGCCACGGAUCUUUAUUUAUCCGCUGUCCCUAUGAGUAUGGCGCAACAAAUCGCAACUGAACGUCGGGCUAGUGGCAUUAGAGUCCAGUUGAGUAUUGACAGUUCAUUUGACUCCAGAGGAGAAGAUGAACCUUAUGUUUUGGUUCCAAGUUCAGCUGACGAUUCGAUCACAGAAAAAGAUACAUUGUUUUUGUUAGAUCCUUGUGCUAAGACCUCCACGAAAGAAGCGAGAGUCCCUAUCAAUUCGUUUGUGAGACUUCAACAUAUGGAAACGAGUCGGUGGUUGCACACAACAGACCCUGCGUUAAAGCAAAACCUUUACUAUACCAGUAAGAAUGAGAAAGGAUGGGUAAAAGUUGUCUGUGAGCAUACCAAGAUUGACAAGGAGGCUUUUGCGUUGUCGCCAGUUUCACCAAACGAGGUUAGAGACUUGGACUUUGCGAAUGAUGCUUGUCGAGCGCUGGAUCAAUUUAUAAAUGUCAUCAAAAGUGGAAAAACUGUGGGGAAAGAGCCUAUCAAGUAAGUCAUCGACAAGACAGAAACGAUGACAACUAAAAAUAACUCUAAUACUUUUAAACUUUAGUUUCACAAUGCAACUACUUAUUGAAUGUAUCUACUUCGUCACUAACACCACUAAUCAUAUGACUGACCCACUAAAUAUCAUCGACUUUGAGCCUACGAGAGACCGUCAAAAACUUCUGAGAGAACAAGGAGUCCUUGGAAAGGUAUGUGAUCGCAAUAAUUGACCGUAAAGCUCCUUGUUGUAGGUUUUCGACCUUCUCAAGGCACCAUUCCUCCCUCGUCAAGGUGUUGGUGAAGUAGCUCCACUAUUAGCGUCACCUCAAGAACUGAUGGAAAAUAGGAAUGAAGUCUUCAGGAGGAUGUUCCAACUCUGUUACUCCCUUUUAAGAUAUUCUCAAGUUCGCUACAGAAAGAACCAAGAAUUUCUGGCGGAGAAAUUCGACCAAAUCCAAGAGCAGAUAGGGUUCAACUUGUUGGCUGAAGACACGAUGACCGCGGUAUUGCACAACAACCCUAAAUUACUUGAAAAAUACGUUAAAACACCGCAUGUGGAGAGGUUCGUCGAACUGGUGAGAAACAACAGAUGUGGAAAGUAAGUCAUUUUGAGAUUUACAUCAAUUAGUGGCCCUUUGAAUAAUACCUUCUUUGCAACGAUCUCUUUCUUGUAGGUUCUUGGAUUACCUAGCAGAUCUUUGUGUAUGCCGAGACGAAGCCAACAAGAAGAUCCAAGAGCUCAUCUGUAACUCAGUUCUCAGCGAAAAGAACCGGGAUAUCUUCAUGAAAACCGAAUUGGCUCCAAGUUUCGGAAAGAAGACAGCCGACGUCUAUAUCUGUUGGAAUUUCCCUAAUACCGCCUGUCGGUUAUUAGUUCAAUGUGCAGAAUCGAACUCGCAAGAAGAUCGAGAUAUGAUCGACUACUAUCGUCAUCAACUUGGCUUGAUCGCUCAGAUGUGUCAAGACCAACAGUACUUGGCGAUUGAUCCACCGCCAGAGAGGAAGUUGUUGAAUAUCAGUCAUGAACUCCCAAUUGAUCUUGUUUUACAGUAAGAACUUAUAAUUAGAGCCGCAUGUAAUACCAUCGUUCAGAUGUAUGUCAGACACCCGUCUUCCCUGUGACAUCCGAGCUUCUUUCACUCGACUAAUGCUUCACCUGCAUGUUGUUCGAGGUUCACCAGUAACAGCCGUCAGACAUGCUCGAUUAUGGCGAGAUAUUCCUAAUCAAGUUGAUGUUGUGACUUAUCAUUCCAAUCUAACUGCCAGUUUUGCCGACGCAGGGCCCUCUAGACAUCUACAGCAUGAAAAAUUCAAGGGCCUUCUGGGUGUUGUUGAUGACUACUUGGCCGGACUUAGACGUAUUUACUCUAAUGGCGAUGUUGUUCUCUCCGAGUCACCACAUUACUGCGAUCAGAAUCGUCUAACUUUUGAGGUAUAGUUUAUGAAGAUCGCGCAUUCUAAUACGUGGAUUUCAGAUAGUCAACCUAGCCCGAGCCCUAGCUCAAUUCGGAUUCUACACCUUCGAAGAACUGCUAAAACUCGCCCAGAACCUCCUGGCAAUCACUGAUUGCUCUCCGAAACAGUCGAUAACCUCUCGUGUGUCACCUCUUCCAUCGUUCCAACUUGAUUUGAUUUCAGAACGUCUUGCUCCGCACACAAAACUCAUGCGUCAACUGACACGGGGAAUGCUCAACACUCAAGCAUCAACCGAUUCCACUACAACAUCAACUCCGAAACGUCCGACAUCGCUGAAACACAGCGAUUCGGACGCCGAGGAGACGGCCAAAGCCAAGGAGAGUAGAGAGAUGGUCUUGCAGACCAAACUGAUCGUUGUUGAACUCCUUCAGGUAGAUUAACAUGUCCGUUCCGCUUAACCUUAGUUAAUUUAGUUCAUUAUGGAUGUCCGCCGAGACUAUCGGAUUACUGUUGCCUUGUCUUAUUUCAAAAACAAAUUUCCUUGUAAUGAAAACGGAGAGUUACUGGAAGCUCCGGUGAUCACGGAGAAGAUAGUUAACGAAAUGAGAGCCGAGGUCUUCGAUAAGACCGAGCAAGAACUUGAUUUUGAUGGAGAACAAGGUCAACAGUUACUAAGGAUACUGCUUCAAAUGACCAUGAAUGACUAUCCACCUUUGACGAGCAUGGCGUUAAAGGUGUUGUUCCGUCAUUUCAACCAAUACCAAGAGUUGAUUGAGGAUUUGAAACAAGUCCAGUUACUUGUGUCUAAUCGAGAUGUUGACAAUUAUCACCAAAUUGAUCGGGAUCUCUUUAUACUCAAGAAUUUGACCGAGAAAAGUGAGCUCUGGGUUCAUUUUGGAAAGCCUGUGGCAUCAACAACAAAACGACAAAAGAAUUUGAGUGUGGAUAGAUCAAGAAGUAUGAGUGGAGACGACCUACUGAAUGAUAAUACGGACGAGGUUGACCAUGAAAGGCUUGUUGAAGACCUAAAUGAGCUCUCGGCGGAUAAUGGACCACUUCCACCGCAGAUUUUCAUCGAUUUCAUCAAGCAGCAUUAUCCUCAGAACAAGAUCAAGUGUGUUCAACUUGUUCAGCAGGUACGUGUCUGGCCUUUCAAAAUAAGAAAUUACGACGAAAAAUUAUGAAUUUUACCAUCUUCUUUUCAGCUCUUCAACAACAGCGAAAGAGACACAAUGUCGACUGCCUUGCAUGACCUGAUGGACAAAGCCCCACUUGUCGCCUAUCCAAUCGUCAAGGAGAUUGUAAAACGAAUGAGAAAUCUCUGUUUCGAAGAUUCCCGGGAUCUCCGAGGCUAUGAGAGAAUCUCCGGAACUCGCAAUGAUUUGAUGAACCAACAAUUGCUACGCAAUAUGCGUGUAUUCGAGGUCGUUUUGGAAUUCCUUUCUGUUCCCUAUGACAAAAAGAACGAUACGGAAAUGCCAAAAUUGGUCACGUUGGCUCACGAAUUCUUAAGAAGCUUCUGUAAGAACAACAAGGAAAAUCAAAAUCGCCUUCAAUUAUACGUUUCGAUUGAUAAUGAUGCUAGAGAAGGGUCGCUGUCGGUGAAUACGGUAAGUUAGAGAAAAUCUUGUAAUUUUAAUUGAACCGAAGGAAUAAUAGAUAAUCUUUUAGGUCGAAGAAGUCCAAACAUUAGUUUCCGUCUAUCGGAAUAACCCAGAACUCUGCGAGAACGUCUCGGAGAGUCUGAUAUCACAUAUUGUUGGAUUGAUAGAGCAUAAACAAAGGAACGCGAUCUUCUUAGAGUUCUUACAAGUUGUUGUGUCAUCAUGUGAGAAAGAAAUUGACAGUGUCCAGCUGAAAAUUGUGGAAGAGGUAUGGACUGCACCUCAUUAUGUUUAUCUUUUCUUUUUCUGUAGAUUGGAAAGGCAUCCGAUGAAGUCCGUCCAUUUUAUGUGGACAGUGCGAGUUUCGAACAGUUACUGGAAAUGAUGAGAAAUGAAGUUGAUCUGGACGUGGUCUCUCCGCUACGAUAUCAUACUGAGCUCGUUAAGUAGGUUGAGAAAUCAAAUUACUGCUAUAUUGCUUAUUCUUAUAAUAUUAUCGUUAAGGUUGAUGGCUAUGUGUACCAAGGGUAAAAACAGUAGUACGGAAUUGAAAUGCGCUUCAUUUUUACCAAUGGACCACAUCGUUCGAGUAGUAACAGCCAAGGAAUGUAUUGUCGAAGUGAAAUCAGUCUACCUCCAGUUCAUGCUUCAUUGUUAUAUCGAUUCAGACAUUGAACUAAAGGACGCGAAUAAUGCUGAAUACCUGGAACAAAUUAUGGAUGACAUUUUGGCUGAUAUCCGACAGUUCUCUUAUAAACUGAGCCGCGAAACCCGACCUACUCCGGAGCUGAUCAGUUUAGAAAGAUAUGUUUGUCAGCAACUGACAGAAGUUCUCAUCAAAUUCUUUGAAAAACCGUAUAGUCAACAGCCAAUGAUUGAUAUCAAGCAACAUCAGAAACGAUUCACUCAUAUUGUUCAGCAACUGACGGAGCUUCAGAAUGGUCCACUGAAGAGUAGUAACCAUUCCAAGAAUUGGUAUCGAGUAGCUGAAUGUACGAAACGGUUGAAUAAGUGUGCGGAUGAGCUGGGAGUGGUGCCUUUGACAAGUUACGCGCUUCCUCCAGUCAGCUCAGCCACAACUGCAAAACAACGAUGGCAAAGUGCAGCGCAUUCAGCGAGAUUUAUCACUGUAAGCGAUAAAAUCGUAAGCUGAAACUAAAUCAACGUAAUUUCAGCGAAAUCAGCAGUCCCUAUCCAUUCGGACUAAUCGAACUUUGAAUGCCCCGAGGUACUCGCGAGCUGUGGACAGCAUGAACAAUGUUGUAAUGUGUUACCAGCAGCUUAUAGCCGAGCUGAGGAUCUUCUUACAGCCAUUGCAAGGGGCGGAAUGUUCCGUCUUGGUUGAUGUUCUCCAUCUUCCGGAUAAACUGUUCCCAAUUGGCAGUAUGUUGAGAGAUCGAUGUGAACACGGAGGUGUCUGUUCAAAGUAAGUUAUUCUUCUUUAUCACAGGAGUACCAAUAUUUACAAAGACAUGUUGUUACUCUUCAGGCUGAUACAACAUUGUAAGCUUCUUCUCCAACAAAAACACGAAGGUCUUUGUAGUCGAGUGUUGGCUACAUUGUGUAGAAUGGCCACAAGUGCCAAACAUAACUUCAUUCUGCAGGUAAGUCGACUGCCCUAUUGUAUAAUAUGACAUUGUCCAACUGUUCUAUCUUCAUUGCGAUGAGAUUUUAGUCUGCGUUCCAGAGUUCGAUCUUGGGCAUGGAAGGGAAUGAGGUGUUCAUUGAAAAAGUAAUCUGUGUUCUUGGUGUUCCUCUCAUUUCUCUUGUACUUCGUCGACUCCUUAGUAGUCUUACUAAAGAAGUUGAUGAGUAACAUUCCGGAACUGUUCCUCCUUCUGUUCCUUUAUCCUCCUCUUUUUCUUUCGUCCAUUUCUUUUUCCGCAAACUCUAAUGCUUGGUGUGCUUAGGCUCUAUACGGAGUAGGGAGAUUAUAAUACUUACAAUUUAAGGGGAGAUCUGUGAGAAAGCAACUUCUUCAAAGAUACUUUGGGAUCGAUGCGGUUCAAGGCGGGCAGAAGAGCAUUAUGAGCAAUAUUAAAGAUUCCGAUGGCAAAAAGAAAGGUAGUCACUUACGGUACAAGGUUAUCUUUGUCGUUUAGAAUACAUUUUCGAUAAUGAAUUGAGACCGUUGACAAAUGUGUCAUUGUAUCAAGUCCAAUGUAAAUUGAAUGAUGCUGGAGCGGUUGGUAAGUAAAGUGCUUGCGAUUGGUCAACAUUUCUGACCCAUGUUCUCAUUAUGGUUUUACAGAUCUUGUAAUUGACCUAAUAGUAAUGGAACCGUCAUGCGAGAUCUUCUUGAAGGCCUGCCAGUUGGCCAAAGCUCUUCUUUAUGAGGGUAAUCACGAGGUUCAGAUGACCUUUUAUGAACGUCUGAAACAUAAAAAAGUGGCGGACAAGUUCUUCAGAGCAUUGAUUAACAAACUGCAGACAGCGCAGAACAGGUUGAAAAGCGACAUGAUGUCGGAAAAAAGUCAUCGUGGGAAAUCAGGUAGGCCAGACGGCUUCCGAAUCUUAUUUUACUUUGGUUUAGUAAUGCGAUUUUGUUGGCCACUUGAUUUUCAGUGCCCAUAAAUUUGAUUUUUUCUAUUUCAGCGCUUUCCACUUCGAUCAGUCGACGCUGUACGUUUCCUCCCUUCACUGUUACUCAGUUUGACACUUUAUUUUGUUCAUGAUCGUUUUGUUAUCAUCAAAAUUAAUUUGGUCAUAUUGUAAUGGAUAAAUUUUAGCCUCAACUGUAAUGACCCCCGUCCCCUAUUCGAUGGAUUGCCCUCUAACAGAGACCUUGCAUCCCAAUCCAAAGCUGAAUGCGCAAAACUCAUUUGAAAGUGGUCCCAAACAACCAUUACCCUCGGACUAUUCUAAUGUUUCAAGCCUACCUUGUACGAUGGAUUGCAAUGAGGACGACAAGUAAGUUACUGCACGGGAUAUUCGUAUGGAAUGUUUGGCUUCGUGGAAACUGGACAGAGUGAAAUUGGACAGAGUGAAAUUGGACAGAAAUAAUUUGGACAGAGCGUGGAAAUUGGACAGGGUGAAAUUGGACAGAGUGAAAUUGGACAGAGUGAUAUUGGACAGAUUUUCGCUGCAAUCGUACGAAAUGUCAAUAUUGAAUCAUCAAAUAAUUAUUUUUUGCAGUGAAAAAAAAUCUGUCGAGUUUCACUCUGUCCAAUUUCACUCUGUCCAAUUUCCACGCUCUGUCCAAAUUAUUUCUGUCCAAUUUCACUCUGUCGAAUUUCACUCUGUCCAAUUUCCACGAAGCCGAAUGUUUUACAUUAUGCGCGAAUAAUCAAUCCGCAACCCGCCGAAUUUAUAAAUUUUUGUCAGUGGCGAGCUGCGCCCUACCAGUUUCCACCGAAAGUUGAGAAAAAAUUGUCGAAAUUCUUUGAUCUUGAGCUAUACAUUUUUUUACCAAGAUAGGUUACAGAUUUCUAUUGGAAAACUUUUAGACCGAAUGAAUACCUUCCAACUGAGGUCUCCAUCAUUGAGCCAAUCCUCCGAUUCCUCCAAUUGCUCUGCGAGAAUCACAACAAUGUUCUCCAGAAUUUCCUGAGAACCCAGAACAGUCGACCUGACUACAAUCUGGUCGGGGAAACUUUAACUUUCCUGGAUACAAUCUGUGGAAGCACCAAAGGAAGUCUUGGAGUAUUCGGAGAGAUCGGAGAACACAAUUUCUCCUUGAUCACUCAGACUUUGAUCACGUUGACAGAGUUUUGUCAAGGACCUUGUCAUGAAAACCAGGUGGGUUUUGCAUUCUUUGUGGAUUUAUUUCUCUUUUAGAAUACUUUGGCCAUGCAUGAAUCUAAUGGGUUGGACAUUAUUAUAUCCCUUGUCCUCAAUGAUAUUCGGCCUUUGGCCGAUGAACACAUGGAUCUUGCUUUGGAGAUCAAAAGUAACGCUUCAAAGUUACUUUUGGCCAUAAUGGAGAGUCGGCAUGACAGUGAGAACGCCGAGAGAGUGCUUCGAAACAUGUUCCACACAUCCGGAGGUCCCGCUCAAUUGAUCAAAGCUAUUGUUCAGGCUUAUGAGAUGUCCAGUUCAAAUGAUUUCAAGGUUACGAAGGUCAAGCAUCAAUUAAUCGCUCAUAAUGUAAGUAGUUUCUUGAUUUCUGAGUUGCGCUUUAGGCAUAAAUCACUAUUUUGAUGUUGUUUUAGGUAUCAAGUGCCUAGUGUUGUAUUUUUAUCUAAUGAUUCUUUUUUAGAAUGGAAAAGCCUCAACUCCAGUGAUUCCGGAGAUCUCCAUUAAUCGAGCUGAUGUAAAAUCCGAAAGUCCAGUGGUCUCCCCAACAGUUACAUCAUUGAUUGACCCGAAAGAGGUCGGACAUAAUGUUUACAUCCUCGCCCACCAACUCUCACGUCAUAAUGAAGAAUUGGCCCGACUCCUUGACCCAUCUAAAGCUCCAAAUGACGCAAUGCGAGAUGCCCUCGAGUUCUAUCGAACCCACACGGCUCAGAUUGAAAUCGUCAGGUCAGACCGAAAAUUGGAGAGAGUCGUAUUUCCCAUUCAUGAUGUCUGCUCAUAUAUUACACCGGAAACCAAGGCUCAUGUAUUUAUAAAUACAGAGAGGGAUGCGCAAGGAUCCAAAGUAACGGAUUUCUUCGAUAAAUGGCAAGAAUUAUACGAUGAGAUGAAAUGGCAAAAGAAAUUACAAAGUCAGCCACUUCUUAGUGCUAUCACAAAAAGACUUCGAGUUUGGGGACGAAUGGCGUUUUUCAAUGCAGUAUUGAUCAACAUUAUAAUUGCGAUUUGUUAUCCAUUCGAUCAGUCGCCAAUUGGAGAUUCGAUUCGACUGGGGAAUCCGUUUUUGUAUGUCUCGAUGGUUAUUGCUGGUUAUCAAUUAUACACUUCUUGGGAGGAAGGGUAAAAUUUUUAUUAUUUUGAUGGAUUGCAAAUAACGGUUUGAUUAGAAUAACAUUUCUGAGAUUAUUCUUCUUUCAGUGAUACUGUCGGUGCAAGUCUACGUUCUCAGUUGGGAAUAUUUGGAGUAAUUAUAUGUUUCAUGAUGAUAAUGAGUGCCAUAUGUGGAGUCAAGUCGUCGAUCGCCUUGUUUGGCCUUUUCCAGGUAAGUUGUAUGCUAAUUUUUUAUUUUGUUUGAAUUUUAGAUCCUAAACAAAAGCUUACAUUUGAUAAGUUAUGUUGGACACCGUGGUUUGAUCGAUCGUCGAUGGAAUGAGCGAUUUACCGAUUCCACAGUUUGGUAUUAUCUGGUUUAUUUGUUAUGCUGUGCCCUCGGAGUGUUUUGCCAUCCUUUCUUUUACUCGCUGUUGGUAAGUGAAAAUAUUGUUUUUGAGAGUUUGCAAUUUUUAGUUAUUCGAUAUUGUUGUGAACGAAGAAACCUUACGGAAUGUUAUUCGAUCAGUGACCAGAAAUUGGCAGUCCAUCAUCUUGACCGGGGUAUUGGGAUUGAUCUUGGUUUAUCACUUCUCUAUCAUCGGCUACAUCUUCUUCCAAAAGGAUUUCCGAUUAGAAGUCGAGAAGCUGGAUGAUGAUAUUUUGGUCAGCGUUCAACCUCCAGAUUGGCCUCAAUGUGAUAGCAAGGAUUCUGAGUGCCCCGCUACGAUUCCACCGCAGAUUUCAGAGGAGGACGACAAGUUUCUUACAUGUAGUUCUCUCCGGAUGUGCAUCUUGAUGACCUUGAAUUGGGGUAUGAGAAAUGGUGGAGGAAUUGGCGAUGUCUUGAGAACUGUUCAUCCUCAGGUAAGCUAAGGUCUUUUGAGUUAAGUUUUCGAUGUUUAGGAACCGUACUGGAUGUGGCGUAUCGUCUAUGAUCUUUCCUUCUACAUAGUUCUUAUUGUUAUUGUUCUGAACUUGAUUUUUGGUGUGAUCAUCGAUACGUUUGGAGAUUUGCGUACGGAAAAGAACGAAAAUGAGGAUAUUCUGAAGAACACAUGCUUUAUAUGCGGCUUGGAAAGAGGACGGUGAGUUUUAAUCAUGUAUAAGAUCGAUUUAAAUAUUCUUCUGGUACAAAUAUUGUUUAGGUUUGAUAACAAAGCCAUAACCUUUGAGGAGCACAAUGAAUUCGAACAUAACCUCUGGCAUUACCUAUAUUUUAUUGUCUGGCUUCAAAUAAAAGAUGAAACCGAAUUCACUGGACCCGAAAGUUACGUAGCCGAUUGUGUAAAAAAGAAGAAUCUGGAUUGGUUCCCGAGAAUGCAAGCGAUUUCGUUGAAGGAAGAGAAUGUGGAUAGUGACCAGUUGGAUAUGAAAGAUCUUCAAGAACAAAUGAGGAGUAAUCAGAGGACCAUCGUUGAAUUGAGCCGGAAAAUUCAAGAACUUAAUCAUGUAAGUCGUUUAGCCUUUAGAGAAGGGCUUAUGUUUAAUUUUGAGACCGUAUUUGGGCAUAUUUUAGAGAAAGUUGGCCUUAUUUUACGUAAAAUUAUGUCAUUUUCGCUUGUUUUUGCCUCUAAAACAAUAUAAUUUUUAGCUACUGGUAGAGAACAUGACCCGAUCGUGA